AUGGCGACGCUAUCACUCCGUCUUCCGUCUCUAGAGGACGGCGAUCCCUGGGUUGUCCACCAGAAGCUUUUCGACGUUCUGAAGACAUUCUUGCAGCCUGGUAGCAACGCAGCUCCGUCAUCUGCAGCCAAGGACAUCGACGACUUGACGCCAGGCAAGCGACAGGCAGACGACGGAAAGCCAAAGGAAGACUAUGAGAGCUUUCUCCUAGAGAUAUGGAACUCGAUUAUAGAGAUUGCUAAACAGAUCCCAAGUGACCAUGCCUCGCAGGACCGCCUGGUAGAGCUGGUGAAGGCGCUGAGCGAGCUGCCGCCUAUAGAGACAGAGAUCUGGGGGAGUACCGUCAAAGUAUGGGCUGAUCUACCGUUACUUGGACCUGCCAUGAGGGAGGCUUGGAUAGAACCAACAAGCCACAACCAGGCUCCUACCACUGAAGAUGCCCAGAGAUGGAUCAACCAGAAUGCCUUUGCGGCUCGCCUCUUGAAUCUCGAACAGAUCUCUUGGUCCAACUUUGCUGUCUGGAGUCUCCGUUCUGCCCUCGAAGAAAAACCAGGUACAGCUGCACAAAGCCACAAGUGCGAAGUUAGUGCUGCAGCACAGUGGAUGCUGUAUUGUGCUCCGUAUUUGCUUGAAGAAGCAAAGGGUGAUGCCGUCAGAGAGGCACAGGAAGCAAAUGCAGAGCCUCAGCCAAACAGGGGCCAGCCACUCGCAGGAGGUAAACUGUACAAGGGCAAGGCGAGACUCUGCCCUGAACGUUGGCAGUUCUGGAAGCAGCAAUUUGAGGGUAUUACUCAACCAGAUAUCCAGAGUGUUGCUUCGUUGGCAAAGCAGAAGAUGGAUUCUGCCGAGUAA
Messenger RNA from Nannizzia gypsea CBS 118893, 852 nucleotides. RefSeq lists its product as hypothetical. NCBI's taxonomy places the organism in Eukaryota, Fungi, Ascomycota, Eurotiomycetes, Onygenales, Arthrodermataceae. The record is from RefSeq and is a predicted model, not a curated record. The coding region runs from base 1 to 852 and encodes 283 amino acids. The transcript is spliced from 3 exons.